AUGUCCGCCACCCCCCUCCUCCCGGCCACGACGUCAUCCGCCGCCUUCUUCAGAGCCCUCGCCAUCGCCUCGACGGCACGGUCAUGUACUCAUACCCUGCGGGCCUUCUCCUCAUGCGAUUCCCGCCGAGCCUCUUCGAAGCGGGAGCUCUAUACUGUUCCCUCGUAUCAGCCGCACAGUCUUCCUGCAGACUUCCCGAUGCCUCCCCGGAACACCAACAUUCCAGACACCUCGAUAGCCGGCCCCGAGCCCCAGCUGCUCGACUUCCCGCGGCCCAGAAAGACCACCGAACAGACCAAGUCUACAGAAGCUGCCAGUAUCAGUGUACCUGAGCGAGAGGCGCAAAAGUCGAAGGCUGUCGAAACGCCGAAGCCCGAACAGCCCAAGUCGGCGAAGCCUCGGCGAAGCAAAUUAAGACCGCGAAAAGCGGCCUUGACCAUCACACCAGAUGCUUUAUAUCAUUUACGGGAGCUGCUCGAUCAGCCCAAUCCAAAGAUGAUUCGGGUAGGAGUGAAGAAUAGAGGCUGCUCCGGUCUUGCAUAUCACCUGGAAUACGUCGACAAGCCUGCCCCCUUUGACGAAGUUGUGGAGCAGGACGGGGUCAAGGUUUUGAUUGAUAGCAAAGCAUUAUUCAGCAUUAUUGGGAGCCAAAUGGACUGGAAAGAGGACAAACUCAGCGCCAGAUUUGUCUUCAACAACCCCAACAUCACAGAACAGUGUGGAUGUGGGGAGUCGUUCAGCGUUUCAUGA
Molecule: messenger RNA, 750 nt
Organism: Exophiala spinifera
Lineage: Eukaryota; Fungi; Ascomycota; Eurotiomycetes; Chaetothyriales; Herpotrichiellaceae
Exons: 1
Coding region: 1-750 (249 amino acids)
Biological process (GO): iron-sulfur cluster assembly
Cellular component (GO): cytoplasm; mitochondrion
Molecular function (GO): 2 iron, 2 sulfur cluster binding
Source: RefSeq, a predicted model, not a curated record